AACUAACGGCAAAGACAGGAGCACGCGUCAAUGUCAAAACUUCAAACAAAAUCCUUCUAUCCCUUCGUGGACUACCACACUUGUCCACACUAUUGCUCGUGUUCCCCCUUCUGCCUUCUAUGACUCCCGCGCUAACAAAUAAAAGCCCAACUCCCUCUGGUCUCCAUACGGCCUUACUCACGGCCUUUUCGCUUUCGUUCCAGUGGAUGUAUUGCUCCAAGACUCCCGCGCAUUCCCGCGGCCGAAGUGCUUUCCUGAAAAGCCAAGCUAUGCGGGUGGAAACCAAAGUGCGCCCGCAGUCAGAGUGCGUCCGAAACCAAAACGCGCUUCCAUAGAUUAUCUGACCAGACGACCCAUUGUGAGAGCUUGCC
Tuber aestivum (summer truffle) is the source of this 371-nucleotide messenger RNA. NCBI's taxonomy places the organism in Eukaryota, Fungi, Ascomycota, Pezizomycetes, Pezizales, Tuberaceae. The record is from the annotation of a GenBank genome assembly.